Molecule: messenger RNA, 500 nt
Organism: Vigna umbellata (rice bean)
Lineage: Eukaryota; Viridiplantae; Streptophyta; Magnoliopsida; Fabales; Fabaceae
Source: RefSeq, a predicted model, not a curated record
UUUCAAAAACAGAAAGGUGAAGAGGAGCAACCAUGUCAGCCAGCAAUGUUCCUGAAAUAAAGUACGAUGUUUUUGUCAGCUUUAGAGGCAAGGAAAUCCGUGACGGAUUUCUUAGCCAUCUGACUGAGGCAUUUGACAUGAAGAAAAUAAAUGGCUUUGUAGAUGAUAAACUUGAGAGGGGAGAAGAAAUAUGGCCAUCACUUGUUGCAGCUAUUGAAAGAUCAGCCAUUUCGUUGAUCAUCUUCUCACCAGACUAUGCUUCUUCUCGUUGGUGUUUAGAAGAAGUUCUGAAAAUAGUUGAAUGUAAAGAGAAAUAUGAACGGAUUGUAAUUCCGGUUUUCUACAAAGUGGCACCAACAGCUGUAAGACAUCAAUCUGGAAGUUACGAAAAUGCAUUUGCUAACCAUCGACUAAACUAUACCAGACAGGUGCAAAUGUGGAAAGAUGCUUUGAAAAAAUCUGCUGAUUUAUCUGGAAUUGAAUCGUCCAAAUUUAGGUAA